UAUGUCUCCCCAGUGCCUCUCUCGCUCCGCACCGUUCUUCGCGCUAGUGGCGGGGCUUCUCUCCCGCGUCUGCUGUGGUAGACGUUUCUUUGGAUUUCCUCAGCACUCUCUGUUUUUCACGCCUGUGGGAGUAGACUGAGCAGAAGAAGAAGGUUCGUCUGUCUUUUUGGGGACGAGCGAACAAGAAUGCAGCAGAUUCCUGUAGCGAGACCCCAGACUGUAUUGGAGUGAGAUGCACUGACUCCUGGCAAACUGCAACAUUCCUUGUCAUCCUCCGCUCUCUUCCGAGGCUUUGGCCAGUCAUGCGGUUACUAUGGAAAAUCCUCCUCCUUUUGGGUGCUUGCCUUAAUAUGAGCUGCAGGUAUCAGAGUAAUGCCCUGGAUAUUCCACUUGAAGUUUUAGCACGUGUGAACAUGGAGCAGCUGCCCACAAUUACAGAGCACUCACCUGCCUCUCUGAUCGCCUUUCCUUUCGAAGAGAGCUUCCCCGUGAAGUGUGAGGCCACAGGAAACCCUGGAACGGAAUUCAGGUGGACAAAGAAUGGUCAAGACUUUGAUCCAUAUCAGGACCCCAGAUUGAAAACAUUAGAUGAUUCCGGAACAUUCAUCAUUCCCAAUAAUGGGAAUCUCACAGAAUUCCAGGGCAAUUAUCGUUGCUUUGCAACCAACAAAUUAGGAACAGCAAUGUCAGAAGAGAUUGAAUUCAUUGUUCCGAAUAUUCCAAAGUUCCCUAAAGAGAUCAUCGAUCCGAUUGAGGUUAUGGAAGGUCAGUCAGUCAUUCUAGAGUGCAACCCACCCAAAGGAAUCCCCCCACUGCAAAUCUACUGGAUGACAAUAAGUCUACAGCACAUCGAGCAGGACGAAAGAGUAUCAUUGGGUCUCAACGGGAACCUGUACUUCUCAAAUGCUAUUGAGACCGACAGUCGCAGAGAUUACUGCUGCUUUGCUGCCUUCCCACGCAUUCGAACCAUCGUUCAGAAAACUGCCAUGUCUGUUGUGGUCAAAAGCAACAAGUUAAUGAAGGACUCAGACUCUGGUAGCGGCAGAGGUUACGCAAACUCUCUCUUGGAGAGGAAGCCCAGUCUACUGACGCCCACAGGAAAGGAGUCACAUACAUAUCUGGUGAAAGGCGAAGAUCUUCAUUUGGAGUGUAUUGCAGAGGGCUUCCCCACACCAAAGGUGGAGUGGGUAAAAAUAGGUUUCCACAAGCUUCCGGAAAGGGUCGUGGUGGAGAGUCAUGGCAAGUUGCUUACUAUUGAGAUGGUGAAUGAGGAGGAUGAAGGGAAAUAUAUGUGCAGAUCCAAAAAUCCCCAUGGAGAGGUUGUGCAUUAUUUUCAUGUUACAGUAGAGGAGCCUCCUGAGUUUGAGAUUGAACCUCAGAGCCAACUGGUGACGAUUGGAGCUGAUGUGGUGAUCAAGUGUGUUGUGAAAGCAAAUCCUCAACCUAUUGUUGUAUGGAGGGUCAACGGCCGACUGCUGAACGAGGUCCCAACAUCCAAUAGGAAAGUCUUAAAAGAUGGCACCAUUUCCAUCCACAACGCAAAGCCCGAAAACAGUGCUGUUUACCAGUGUGAGGCCACAAACAGACAUGGCACCAUCCUAGCCAAUGCCAACAUCAUGAUUAUGAAUGUUCCGAAGUUCCCUAAAGAGAUCAUCGAUCCGAUUGAGGUUAUGGAAGGUCAGUCAGUCAUUCUGGAGUGCAAUCCACCUAAAGGAAUCCCCCCGCUGGAAAUCUACUGGAUGACAAUACGUCUACAGCACAUCGAGCUGGACGAGAGAGUAUCAGUGGGUCUGAACGGGAACCUGUACUUCUCAAACGCCAUCAAGUCGGACAGUCGCAGAGAUUACUGCUGCUUUGCUGCCUUCCCCCGCAUACGAACCAUCGUCCAGAAAACCGCCAUGUCUGUCAUGGUCAAAAGCAACAAGUUAAUGAAGGACUCUGGUAGCGGCAGAGGUUAUGCAAACUCUCUCUUGGAGAGGAAGCCCAGUCUACUGACGCCCACAGGAAAGGAGUCACAUACAUAUCUGAUGAAAGGCGAAGAUCUUCAGUUGGAGUGUAUUGCAGAGGGCUUCCCCACACCAAAGGUGGAGUGGGCUAAAAUAGGCUACCACGAGCUUCCAGAAAGAGCCGAGGUGGAGAGUCAUGGGAAGUUGCUUACUGUAGAGAUGGUGAAUGAGGAGGAUGAAGGGAAAUAUAUGUGCAGAGCCAAAAAUCCCCAUGGAGAGGUUGUGCAUUAUUUUCAUGUUACAGUAGAGGAGCCUCCUGAAUUUGAGAUUGAACCUCAAAGUCAAUUGGUGACAAUUGGAGCUGAUGUGGUGAUCAAGUGUGUUGUGAAAGGAAAUCCUCAACCUAGUGUUGCAUGGAGGGUCAAUGGCCAACCUCUGAACGAUGUCCCAACAUCCAAUAGGAAAGUCUUAAAAGAUGGCACCAUUUCCAUCCACAACGCAAAGCCCGAAAACAGUGCUGUAUAUCAGUGUGAGGCCACAAACAGACAUGGCACCAUCCUAGCCAAUGCCAACAUCAUGAUUAUGAACAUCCAGCCCCUGAUCUUAACAGAAAACAAUCUGCAAUAUAUGGCAGUGGAGGGGAAAGGUGUGGCCAUGCACUGUAAGGUCUUCAGCUCACCAACAUCCAGUAUUACAUGGAGUAAAACUGACAGUGCCAAUUCAGUGGAAGGAGAAAGGUUUUCUGUUCAUAAGAAUGGUUCGCUGGAGAUCCACAACGUGAUGAAAGAGGACAUGGGGGAGUAUUCUUGUUUUGCUCAAAACACUGAGGGCAAAGUUGCCAUUGCUGCAACACUUGAAGUCAAAGAUCCCACCAGAAUAGUCGAUCCUCCUCAUGAUUUGCGGGUUUUGGUCAGAACUACUAUCCAGUUUUCAUGCCAGGCAGAGUUUGAUCCCUCCAUUGGUGAUGACUUUGAGAUCCUCUGGGAAAAAGAUGGCAUGGCCCUCAAUGCCAGCGAGAACGCACGAUAUAUCCUGGACGAUGGAGUGCUUGAAAUCAUUAAUGUGAGCUUUGGAGACCAGGGCUUUUAUGCCUGUGUGGCCAGAACACCAGUCGACCAGGACAUGGCGGUUGCACAGCUUUCAGUUGUAGAUGUUCCUGAUCCACCAGAGGAUAUGAUCCUUUCAGAACAUAAUGGCAGAAGUGUGAAACUGCAAUGGAUUCCAGGAGAUGACCAUAACAGCUCCAUUACAGAUUUCUACUCGUUCUAA
Messenger RNA from Sinocyclocheilus grahami, 3215 nucleotides. Its product is annotated as neural cell adhesion molecule L1-like protein. The transcript has 25 exons. Gene Ontology annotation, molecular function: cell-cell adhesion mediator activity. The record is from RefSeq and is a predicted model, not a curated record. Gene Ontology annotation, biological process: cell-cell adhesion; axon guidance; brain development. NCBI's taxonomy places the organism in Eukaryota, Metazoa, Chordata, Actinopteri, Cypriniformes, Cyprinidae. Gene Ontology annotation, cellular component: axon; plasma membrane. The coding region runs from base 303 to 3215 and encodes 970 amino acids.